Molecule: messenger RNA, 11388 nt
Organism: Porites lobata
Lineage: Eukaryota; Metazoa; Cnidaria; Anthozoa; Scleractinia; Poritidae
Source: the annotation of a GenBank genome assembly
CGAUCAUAAAUGGUUUUAUGCUGCAUUUAUGCCGGAAAACUGGGAAAACCAACUGAGUGCCUACUAUUAUGAAGGCGCAUUUAACUGCGACAUCGUAGACCUCAUUAUUUAUGCAUUAACCAACCUUACAGAGAAAGCCUGCAAAGUGAUUACAGUAGCCUCUGAUAAGGUGGCCUUCACACACGAUAUCACACCCAACAGGGAGGAGAAUAAAUGUCUCCAACCUGGCCUCAUGUUCAUGCUCAAAGACUUGCACUAUGAGCCCCUGGUUAAAAUAGUAAGUGAAUCCAUAUUUUUUUGUGAAUAAGAAGAUUUUCUGAUGUGAAAUUCCUUACCGAGCUCUUUCUUAAUGCUCUGGUAGAUGAGUUACCAUUUCCCAAAAGUCCUGAUGUUUCCACUUGAGGGAAACAAAUCUAACUGUUUCCCCACUUUCACUUCAACAGUAGUAACCGAAGCAAUAGCCGGAAUGAAUCAAAACAGUUGAGACCUGGUACUUUUUUCCUUUUAUUAUCUGCAUCUUUUUCCCCCACUAGCUGCUGUUUCUCUUCUGGGAUAACAUUGAAAAUCGCUGCUCUUUAGCUUGAGGCUUCAUAUUUGUGUUGUUGUGUUCAUUCACAAAAAAGAAAACUGGCGUUGUUUUUUGCGCUUUCUGUCACACCACUUUCCACCAUGCUUUGAUCACAUGCUGUAAUGUAGCCUAGCCUGAGCGGGGUACAAUAAAUAAUAAUUUUAUUGCUCAAAUGUAUCAUGAUCGGGAUACAUUUGAUUUUAGUCAAGGCCAUGUGACCAAGAAUAAACCAAUGGCAGUCGUUGUUUAGUUGAGAGAAAGUUUAGGAAUAUAACAAAUGGUCUUAUUCGCAAUCCAUACCUGAGAGAUGGGAAAGCCAGUCAGGCAUGGACUAUUUUCAUGGCAGAUUAAAUAUGCCAUGAAUAUCCUAAGCACUUGACUGGGUUAAAUUUUAACAACAACAUUGUGUGUUUAUUUAUUUAUUUAUUAAAUUUAUUUAUUUAACAUAAUUCAACAUACAAUGUAACAUAACAAUAAACUUUAUAAUAACAGGGCAAAAAAGGAGGCAAAACAGUAAAAUAAAAAGACAGCGAAAUACAAAAGUUCAACAGUUUAACAACAACAACUGAAAACGAGAAAACAUCCACUUUUGUCCACAGUGAUUUUCAUAAUAUCAGCGUUUAGGGAAGGCUUAAAGAAUAUCAUUAUGUCUUUACUGUGUAGGGAACCAUGCGCAAACAGGAUUUCACUGCCCCAUACUGCACGCCACACAUUCUCUAAGCUAGGAUCGCUAUAGGUUUCUUGUAAAAACAAUUAUGUAGAAUCUAUUCAGAUGGAGCCACCGAAAGAGCUUUCUCCAUUAAUGCACAAAUAAUGCAUAAAUCACUAAGUCUUGUAGUGAGUUACUUAUUUAUGCAUUAUUUGUUCGUUAUGUCAUUCCCCAUUUAUGCCUAAGAUUAUUAAUUCUAUUUUCAGUGUCUGCUACCAAUUACAAAUCUACAGAUCAGUUUCUGUUUUGUUAUGUUAGCUCAUUUUCAUUUCAAUACAAUUUCUUUUCCAUGCCUCAAAUAGCAUUUCUUUGCUAAUUUGCGGGGCAAUUGUAUUUAGGUUUAAAGUUUCUGUUGGUUUGAAUUUAAAAUGAAAAAAAAGCGUCAGUUAAUUGGCGACUACUGUUUUUAUGGUGCGUUUUAAAAAUGUACCAUCAACACAGUGGUCUCCAACUGGUUUGAUUUAACAGUCACAUUGUGGAUUUAACCAGCAUCAAUAAGUACUACAUGGUGCUAUUUAUACCCAUGAGUGUAAAAUAAUAUUUAUGAGCAUAAGAAUUGCACAGAUGAAGACAGCCUUGGCAUAAGCAUAAGUGUAAAUACAAGCUAGAGCUUUGUAUUCUUUUUAUGUUUAAUUGGUAGACAUUUGCAUCCUCACCAGUGCAAAAGCUUCUCCUGCUCAUGAUCAUUCUUAUGCUUAUUCAUUAUUCCUGUGCUUAUGAUAACAUUGCAUUAAGUAAGGAGGGCUUUAAACUCUUAAUACGACAGUUAAAGUCAUAGUCUUUUCUCUACUUUCAGGAACAGCAUCAAAGUUAUCAUGAAACGCUAGAGACUUGGGCAGCUUGCCCAAAUGAAGUGCUUACAUCAAAGGCAAAAGGUAUUGAAAAUUUAAAAGAGAAAUUGAUUGAUCUGAGGAAUGCAAAGACUAUGGCAGAUGAGAAGAUGAAAAGAUACAACUUCAAGCACUAUGCAAAUUUUGAAAUUUGUGAGGCACUUGAAGUUGUAUCAUUGAUCUUAAAAGAUCAUUGAAGAUAGAUAAGUUCUCAUGGCAUCUUAUACAAGACCGUCUAUGUUCAGUUCUCCUAGAACAGUUAAGGUUUCCUGUUAACAUGUGCAUUGUUUUGGAAUGGGUGUCAGGGGCGUAGCCAGCAAUUUGGCAUACAGGGUUUCUUAGGAUGGUGUUGUUGCAAGAGGCAUUGGUUGCGGGUGCAUGUCCUCACAUGUCGAUUUCUUGAUUCUGGCCACAAAUUUCUAAUAGUGUCAGUGUCAAAUGUAGCUGGAAUUUCGAAGAGGUAGUUGCAGAUCACUGACUUCCUGUAGAGAUGGUUAAAAGUGUGCCAGUCUGUAGUUGUUUAAUACAUGACAUACUUUAUCAAGGACUGUGGUCUUGUAAUGGACUGUUCACUCAGCUAGCAUAUUAGCAAGAAGGUGGUGCCUUGUAUGCUUCCGUGCAAAAAUGUUGAUUGUUGAACUUACGUCAAGAGGUUACUGUAACGGUUGUUUAUUAGAGUAGCCUGGGUAGCAGGUGCUCAGUUUAUGAGCCAAGCAAGGCUGAAUGGGGCUUGUCUGCAAAGCGAGAAACCAGUGCAGAGGGUUAGACGAGGGGAGGGCAAAGAAUAAAGCAAGUCCAGACAAUCACUCCCAGGGCAUGGCAACUUUGAGUGUGUUCUCCUGCUCAUGUAUAUUUGGUGACAUAAAAUACACACAGACUUGUCUAUGUUUCAGUGGAAAGAAUUCACAGCAGUCCACCUGGUCCCACUGGGGAAGCAGGUUUAAUAGGAGAACCAGGACCAGAGGGAGCACUGGGUGAUAAUGAAAAGAAAGGUGCAAAGAUCCAGCCUGGACCUUCGGGUGAUCAAGGGCCUCAAGGCGAUGAUGGAGACCAGGGUGCUCAAGGUGAGUGUGCGGACUUAGGAUGUGUAAGGGGUGGAGGCUUGGAGGGGGGGGUAUUCCUCCCCAUGGUCCAGGUCGUACACCUUCCAUGGACGAAUCAUACUCCUUUCACCUACCUACUUAAAUCCGAACUUUACAUCCCUUUUGAUUACUGGGGGUGGGGGGCUUAAGAAAGCUUUAUAGGCGGGGGAGUCCACUUUGAGCUCCUGGUCAUACACCUUCCACUGACAAAUCGCACCCCUUUUACAUACCUUUACUUUAGAACUUUUCAUCCCUUUUAAUUUGUUACUGUUGAUGCACUGUCUUCAAAAUUUGAAUAGAUCACAAAACCAGAAGGUUUCCUUGACGUCUUCACAGUUCAUUUGUUAGCACUUUUAGGCCUUUUACAGAUGAAAAUGACAAAUUUCCCUAUUUCAAACUUAAGGCUAAACAGGUUCGUGUUUAAAGGGGGUCUAAGUGGCAAAUUUUAGCCUAACAGUUUCUUAGUCGCAGGUUUUACUGUAAUGCUCUUACAUCUGUGAGGUGCUCAUCUUCCGGUAUUUGUUGCAGGACCCAAAGGUGAACCUGGACAAGUGGCAACUGGGGUGAAAGGUGAGAAGGGAGACCAGAGUGCAGAUGGGGAUGUGGGAGACAGAGGUCCCCAGGGAGACAAAGGAGAGAGAGGAGUGGAUGGUUCACCGGGAAGUCCUGGAGAUCCCAGUCCCUCUGUUGAAAGAGGUAAGUUUUUAUAUCACUAGAGACUUCCUUCUCUAGUGAUCUUGACUCCGGGGACUAGAAAAACUCCAAAUCUCCUACUUUUUUAAUAACUCCGAAAGUUCUCCACUAGCUCCUUACAGUGUGAUAGACUCCUUACAACUAGGUAAACCUGGUAUAAGAAAAACUAUUCUAAAUGCAUGCCUUCUGACAUAAAGGAAAUAAAACUGAAUAAAGCUUUGUAUACCUUACCAUGAGAACCGCAGACAUAUUUCCGUCAUUGUUAGAGGCAGAGAAGCGACAACUGAAAUACAUCUGUGGUUUGCAGGGUAUGUAUGCCUAGCCAAAAAAUGGAUGUAUGUUGAUCAUGCAAGAAAAUAAAACAAUGUUACAAUUAACAAAUAACAAGCAGUCCUUGAAUAUAACUAAAAUAAUGUCAUUGCUUAGGCCUCACUGUUUACGAAUAAUGUGACAAAGGUGAUGUUACACAGAACGAUUUGCAACGACGAUUUUUAGUGCAACGCAGCUUUGCAACUUUAUUUCAACAUUGUUUCGAAUGGUUGUAACAUUGUACCAACAUUUCCAGGGUGUGUUGUGCUAAAAAUUUGUUGUUGCAAAUUGUUCCAAAACGUACAUAACCAUAAUAAAUUAUUAUUGUCACAAUACGUUUCUUAUAGAACUCAUCCCCGCAAAGUGUGCAGAAGACAGCAAUGAGACACAUGGAGAGGCUCCAAGUAACAAAGGUAACGCCAUCAUUUCAUUGCUGUGACAACUCCGAUUUCAUUGUAACCCUGAUCUAAUAAAGCCGUGGGAGAAAUUUUUCCAUAUCUUUUUUUAGUGGCGACAUAGUUUUUGUUCAAACUUGGGAAGUAUUGGCCCUGAAAAACCUUAUCGAGCCACCUUAAAUCAUCAUCAAGCUCAUUAGCCUCUUGUUGUGCCUGCUACGGUCAACUGUAACUAUGGCCUAUUAACACAUUUUAAUGUGUGCAUUAUUUAAGUCUUGUUGUUGUACUGUAUUAUACCCAUGAGCCAGUCUGUGCGUCUUUUGCUAUAAGUUCCUCCAUCAUUUUACCAGCUAACAUCAUAAUAGUCAUCUUCUGAAUUCAAAAUAUCCAAAAGUAAUUUGCGGACAGUUUUUUUAAAUUUAUUCUUGAAGGGAGAUGUUGGAUGUGACAGGGUAUCUCAUUCCCCAGCUUAAUUAGCCUCAAAGAAAGAGAAAGAUUGUGUCUGUCCCAGAAAGAGAAUAAACCUGAAAGUCUGUGUUCAGUUUGAAUUACAAUUAUCCUAGAACAGUCAAGGUUUCCUGUUAAUGUAUGCAUUAUUUUGGAAUAGGUGUUUUGAAAGAUAUUGAGCCACCAAAAGAUGUUUCCUGAAUUGAAGAAAUUAUGAGAUUUUGAUGACGGUAAAAAAAUUCUAAUUGAUGAGACUUAUUUUGUGUCAAAUAGGCGAUGCUGGCUUGAAAGAAGAGGCAGGAGAAUUAGGACUCCAAGGCCCGCAGGGCCAAAAGGGCGAACCUGGAACAACAGGCACUGAUGGUCCACCUGGUCCAAACAGCGAAGCAGAUGUAAUAGGAGAACCAGGACCAGAAGGGCCACUGGGUGAUAAUGAAGAGAAAGGUGCGAAGAUCCAGCCUGGAUCUUCAGGUGAUCAAGGGCCUCCAGGCGAUGAUGGAGACCAGGGUGCUCAAGGUGAGUGUGCAGACUCGGGGCGUGGGGAGGGGGGCGCUUGGGGGGUACUCCGCCCCAUGGUCCAGGUUGUACACCUUCCAUGAACAAAUCGCACUACUUUCACCUACCUACUUUACAUAAGCUCUACUUAACAUAAGCUAACCUACCUAGUUAACAUAAGCUCUAUAGUUUCCUUUAGGCCUCCUCGCCAUUUCUUCCUACAUUUUUUUUGGCAUCUUUUUGCAAUAAUUAUUAUUGUAAUCGUGUGGCAAAUAAAGAAGUACAAAUACAAAUACUUAAAUCAGAACUUUGCAUCCCUUUUAAUUACUGUAAAUGCACUGUUUUUUUAUAAUUUGAAUAGGUCACAAAACCAGAAGGUUUCCCUGACUUCUAAACAGUUCAUUUGUUAGCCCUUUUAGGCCUUUUACAGAUCAAAAUGACAAAUUUCACUAUUUUCAAAUUUCCCUUUUUCAAACUUAAGGCUAAACAGGUUCUUGUAUAGAGGGGGUCUAAGUGGCAAAUGUUAGCCUAACUGGUUCUUAGUCAUGGGGUUUUGCUUUAAUGCUCUUACAUCUGUGAGGUGCUCAUCAUCUGGUAUUUGUUGCAGGACCCAAAGGUGAACCUGGACAAGCAGCAACUGGGGUGAAAGGUGAAAAGGGAGACCAGGCUGCAGAUGGAGAUGUUGGAGACAGAGAUCCCCAGGGAGACAAAGGAGAGAAAGGAGUGGACGGUUCACCAGAAAGUCCUGGAGAUCCCAGUCCCUCUGUUGAAAGAGGUAAGUUUUUAUAUCACUAGAGAAGACGUGGUUUAACCAAAACUAUUCUAAUGCAUGACUUCUGACUUAAAGGAAUUAUAUCUGAAUAGAGCUUUGUGUGCCUUAGCCUGUGAACCAAAGAGGUAUUUCCAGUGGUCACCUCUCUUCCUUGGAGGGAGAAAAGUGACGACUAGCAAUACUGUAGGUCUGCUGUUCACAGGCUAUGUAUGCCUAGCCAAAAACAGAUGGAUGUUGAUCAUAUGCAAUAAAAUAGAACGUAAUGUUACAAUAUUAUUAAGAAAGAAUAAUUAAGUAAUUUAUAACUAAAUGUUGUUGUUUAUGGGUGAUUGUUUAUGGAUAAUACACUGACAAAGGUGAUGUUACACAGAAUGAUUUGGAACAACGAUUUUUAGGACAACGCAGUGACAAGGCAGUGUUGCAACAUUAUUUCAACAUUGUUUUGAAUGGUUGCAACAUUGUGCCAAAUUUCCAGGCUGUGUUGUGCUAAAAGUUGUCAUUAGGAAUCGUUCCAAAACAUUACCUUCUACUAGUAUCUGUAUUUUCACAACUGCUCUUCUUAUAUUACUCACUCAGUUAUGAAGUGUUCAGAAGACAGCAGUCAGAUGCAAGGAGAGGCUGAAAGCUGAUAUUUUGUUGCUAAUCCAAUGUCAUUGUAACCCUGAUCAUAUCAAAUUUUCAUCUUUAUCUAAUACAGCUGUGUGGUCAUAAUUUUUCCAGUUAUCUUUGUUAGUGGCAGCGUAGUUUGUCUAGUUUAUGCUCAAACUUGGGAGCUCUCAGUCAGCCAAUUUUUGUACAAAGUUUAAGCCACUGAUUGUAGUAGUAAAGCUGAAUGAUACUUUUAAAUAACAAUGAGAGUUUAUGUCAUAAUUAAUGCCUUAAAGCAUUAAAUUUGCAAUGCUUUAGAACUCAUCCCUGCAAAGUGUGCAGAAGACAGCAAUGAGACACAAGGACAGGCUCCAAUGAACAAAGGUAGUGUCGUCAUUUUUAUGCUAUGUCAACUGCAAAUUAAGUCAUUUUUAGCCUUAAUACAGCUGUGGUGGAAAUCUUUUCAAGUCUUUGUUAAUGGUGACAUUGCUUUAUGCUCUAAUAUUAAUCCUGGAAAACUCUUUCGAGCCGCCUUAAAUGACUUCAUUAAUCAGUGUAGCCUCUUCUUGUGCCUGAUUUUAUUAUGGUUGUCUUUAACCAUGGCCUCGCACAUUUUGUUUUAGUUUUACAAGCUUUUCUGGGCACAGGCCUGCCUAGAGGGAAUAGGCACGAACGGGACUCACAGGUCCCAUGCAAGGUGCCAUCCCUACCCAAUCCCACAACCCGUUAAGGUUGGCCACACCACCGGGGUCUACGUCCCCUACUCUUUUCAAACAGUAGUGUGGGUUCUUUUACGUCCCACAAGAACAGAUCAGUAAAAGUGCUUUGAGACGGGACCUACGGUUUUUCGUCCUAAUCCGAGAAGACCUAGAAAGUCUAACCAUUUGCAGAUGUCAUUACGAAGGCAGCACUUUCUUCUCUUAUUUAAAGAUCCUAAGUGUUGGUCCGGCCGGGGUUUGAACCUGCGACCUCCUGCUCAGCAGACCGGCGCUCUCCCAACUGAGCUAACCAGGCGGCGGUUGUUAAUGUUAAUGUAGCCUAUAGCCUUGUUGUUGUACUGUAUUAUACUCAUGUGAGCCCGCCUGCUUGUCUUUUGUUGUAAAUUCAUCCAUCAUUUUACCGGCUAACAUCAGGGACGGAUCUAAAAUAAACACUCACCGAUUUCCUUUAAAACAAGCACCGAAAGUGCAAGCUCUUAGCGGGGUCCAGUCCGCCGCUCCUCGGGAAAUUUUUGGAAAUUUUAACUCCUUAAAGUCUCUGGGUUUUUGAGUCAUUCAAACAGGAUAUUUACUGACUGUUGAAACCAUUUUCCAGAUUUCAACUUGAAAAGUUUUUCUUUGAUUAAAAUAUAUUCAUUUUGUGAAAUCUAAUUGAUUUCCAUUAAAAGGGUGCGUGGAAUUUGAAACAGGUGCGGAUCCAGCAUUUCAGAUCUUGAGUUGAACUGUGCAUUAAGGAUAUCGAACAUUGAUGAUGAUAAACAAGUUGGAAUUGAAUGGCAAUAAAACUGAACUGUUGGUUCUCAAUGCUUUCCAUCGGCCGACGCCCACACUCAAUUCUAUUUAUGCUGGAACUGAUCAUAUCACUGCAUCAACAUCAGCAAGAAAUAUCGGUGUCUGGUUUGACAAUUUGGUGUCUGUGGAUAAACAGAUUGCUUCUAUUUGCAAAUGUGCAUAAAUAGUAUCUUAACAUCAUAGCCAAAAUAAGGAAAUUUAUAUCUUUUCAGCACUGUGAGACCCAUGUUCAUGCAUUUAUUACUUCAAAGCUACAGAUUAUGGUAAUUCCUUUUUAUCCCGGCUUUUCAAGAAUCAGACUCAGAGACUACAGUUUGUUCAGAACAGUGCUGCCGUCUCCUCAUGGGGACUAGCAAGCAUGAUAACAUAACGCCCGCACUGAGACAGUUACACUGGUUGCCAGUAGCCGAGAUAAGAAAUUUUAAUUUCUUUUGUUCUUAGCCAAAGCUAUUGACCCAGUAUGUAGUGAGCCAACAGCAGAAAUUAGGAAUCAGAAAUCAGUAAUGGUAAGUAGAUUGAGAUCCAUAAGUUGAGGGAUAUGGUGCAAUAUUAGUAUGUUAGGACAGUGAAAAAUAUGAUAUAGGAAAACUGUAGGCCUGUAAAAAAGAAAAUUUUUACGCUUGCGUGUUUCAGUUACCGAUCUAAGUGAAAAAAGGGUUGCCCGUGGUUUACCUGUUGGUUAAAAUAAUGUGAUUGCAAAUAAUGUAAGCUUGUUUUAUUUCGAUUUUUCACAGAGAACUAGACGACUGUGGUCAGCUCUUAAAUCAAGACUAAAACGAGGAAAUAAGGAAACUGGCAAAGCAAGAAAUAAGCCUUCCUUCAUCAAGCGGUGGUUUCCCUGUGUCUGUGGCAGCAAAACAAACUCCCAGUAAUUUUAAGGUAAUAACUCCACGUUCUCAUUAAUUUUUACUUUAAGUGGAACCAAAACUCUAGAGGGCGUCGCUUAGGGAGAAUCCGAAACUAGUUCAUGAUCUUGAUAAACCCGUCUUCAAUUUGCAGUUUUUUCACAUGGUGUGCCAUUUGUCUAGUAUUUUAUGAUUCCAACUUUAGAGUUUAUGGACAAAAUCCUAUGAUUUGACCAUUCAAAUGAAACCUCCUCAGUAGUACUUUGACAUGGUACUAUUUUUAUAGUAUGUAGUUCUAACUUUUAAGUCUGUGAAGGAAAUCCCAUGUGGUGACCAUUCAAAUGAAAGCUACUAAGCAGUACUUUCACGUGGUACUAUUUAUUUAGUAGGUAGUUCUAACUGUUGGGUCUGUGGAUGAACUCACUCCUAAAGUGUGACCAUUUUAAUGAAACUUUUUAAGCAGUACUUUCACCUUUUAUUAAUUUGUAAGAAUUUUAAGUUCUGAUUUACGAGUCUGUGAGAAAAUCCUAUGGUGUGACCAGCUAAAUAACUUUUGUCAUUGGAAGUGAAAUUGCUGGAGUAUUUUGUCCCUCAUGGUAGAGGAAUGCAGUGAUUAGCAUGAUUAGCCAGCUGGGUAGCUGCUCUUAGCUGGAGUGGUGUUAAAAAUGGAGAGGAGUCCCAAGAUCUUAUUUCUCUAGCUUUGUUUGUUACUUCUGGGAUUAUUGAUAUUUUCAGAUCCAUGUUAUUUUCGCCAGGGUGUCUGUGAAAACUAGCAACUAAAAAUAUUUAGCACUAAGUAAGCUUCAUGUUGUAUUCUCGCAGGAUAAUGUUGAACUUAGCGACAGGUAAAGUUACGCUUGUCACUCAACUCAGUGGAGAGGCUGGACCUUCAGGCUGUCUAGGAAGACAAGGAUCAGGCUCCCAUUUUUUCAAGCUAUGAACUAGGAGCUCGUACCAUGAACCCUGUUUUCAGGUAAAGAAAUUCAGCAAGGGAGCUUAAGCCACCUACUCGGGUCCCAACCACGACACCGAUGGCAGCGACAAUGUCACAAUAAUUGAUUCGCGCUGUUUCCAACUUCAUCACUAUCAUUUCACGUCCUUAAAUUUGUCAAAUGUUGAUUGAUCAUUCUUUUUUGGAGUAGAAUUCGCAAGGACUGUAUCCAAGUUGGAAAAAAGAAAGAGAAAUUGUUGCCUUAUGACCACAUCGUUCAAAAACGUGAAAUUGAGAAGUUUCGCGUCGUAGUGGUGCAAUGAUAGCAACAAAAUGAAGCCAAAAGUACGAUGAUGUACGUGCAAGGUUUUUGUUGUGUUCUCUUAAUUUAACCUAUUGCUUUCUUUCUUUUAGUUGCUUGCGCAUACGAAUUGGUGCGGACAGUUUUUAUCUGUUUAUUGUCCAAUGAGAAACUGUCAACUUGAGUGAGAGGUUUGCUGUUUGCCGUACAUGAGAGUCUUAAGGCUUAGUUCAUGGGUCACGUAGUUCUUCCUUGCCGAGCUUCAGAAGCUUGACAAAAGGACAAGUUCAAUUCAGAUGUCAAAAUGAAGCUGAAUUGUGUAUGUAGUAUGAAAGUCAGAAAUAAAAUAUGAAACACAUUUCCGAAAAUACAGUUCCAAAAUUAUGAAUUUAGAUCUGGACACAGGAUACUUUAUGAUGUUUAAUAUGGUCGGAGGUUUGAAUCACUGCCACAUCAGAGGUGUGUAGCAUGGCAGAGUCGAGCUUGUCGAACUUUGUUGAACAGCUGGUUAGGACUUAAAGAUAUUUCCAGCAAGAACAAUUUUCCAUCUGUCCCGAGUUGAACUGAAUUGAAAAGUAUGAUUAAUGAGCCCUGCUUCUUCUGUGCUUUUGUCCAAUUUCGUUCAGCAACCCAGAAGCACGACUUAUGAACAGGACCUAAAACUUUUCAUUGACGCUAUUCCCAAUACAUGCGGCACGUCCUGCCUUCAUUACUACUGAUGUUAUAUUUAACUCAUUACAUUUUUUCUUCCGAUGAUUGUAGGAACAAUUUUUUGUUUUAAUCAACAGUCUUUUCUUUGCCCAACAGCUGCCUCAGGAAUGAUAUAGGCACAAAAACAGCCAAUGAUGUUUUUUAAAAAAGCUCAUAAUCAAGGAAAAACUGACAAGAAGAAGCUCUUCCUAAAGAAACGAG